CGAAGAGAACACCCAAGCAGUCGAACAGGAUGAUUCGCUUCAUCUUGAUCCUGGCGGUGGCGCUUGGUAGCCGCAUCGCUCUCGCUCAGUACUACCAUUCUUUCCAGUACAAUCAGUACCGGACCACCGAAUCGAUUGCGUCCCAAAUCCGGAAUCUGACCAAAACAUGGACCGCCGGUAACAACACCUUACCGCCAUCGGCUUACUACAAGGGAGUCCUGUACGAUCGUCUCGGUGAUACGCGCUUGGCUCCGGCAAUCCUUGUCAGUUCCGAUGAAGUCGAACUGCCGAAAUCUUUCGACGCCCGCCAGAAAUGGACUCAGUGUCCCAGCUUGAACGUGGUUCGUAAUCAGGGAUGUUGUGGAUCGUGCUGGGCCAUUUCGGCCGCUUCGGCAAUGACCGAUCGUUGGUGCAUCAAAUCGAAGGGUAGGGAACAGUUCUCGUUCGGAGCAACCGAUAUGUUGGCGUGCUGCCAUGCUUGCGGAGACGGAUGCAAGGGCGGAUACUUGGGUCCUGCAUGGCAAUUCUGGGUCGACCAGGGUGUGUCCUCGGGAGGUCCGUUCCAUUCUCGCCAGGGAUGCCAUCCCUACCUGAUCGAUGUGUGCGACGCAUCCGGUGAGGAGCCUGAUACUCCAAAGUGCUCGAAAAAGUGUCAACCGGGUUACAACGUGACCGAUGUUUGGCAGGAUCGUCGUUACGGUCGGGUUGCCUACUCGGUUCCGGCUGACGAGCAGAAGAUUAUGGAGGAGAUUUACAUGAACGGUCCGGUUCAGGCUGCCUUCAUGACCUACCAGGACUUCCACGCGUACAAAAGUGGAGUGUAUCGGCACGUGUGGGGCCAUUUGGCCGGUGGUCAUGCCGUCAAGCUGAUGGGAUGGGGCGUGGAGAACGGUGUCAAGUACUGGCUGGUGGCCAACUCCUGGGGCGAGGAUUGGGGUGACAAUGGAUUCUUCAAGAUUGUCCGAGGAGAGAACCAUUGCGGAAUCGAAAGGGACGUCCACGCUGGACUGCCGAGCUUCAACAAGCAUUUAGAUUUGGAGGGCGUCUAUUUCUGAUUCAUCAUACGAGUGCGGCAACAAAAUGUGAUUGCAAUAAAAAGAUU
Messenger RNA from Armigeres subalbatus, 1102 nucleotides. RefSeq names its product cathepsin B-like. Gene Ontology annotation, molecular function: cysteine-type endopeptidase activity. The record is from RefSeq and is a predicted model, not a curated record. Bases 30 to 1055 code for a protein of 341 amino acids. Gene Ontology annotation, cellular component: lysosome. Lineage: Eukaryota; Metazoa; Arthropoda; Insecta; Diptera; Culicidae. The transcript has a single exon.